AUGGCGAUUCCAGUGCUAGGCAGGCUCACCGUCCGCGACCACAUCUCCCUCGUUGUCGGGUUCGCCUUUGUCAUACUCGAAAUGGUGCUGCGUUGUGCAACCUUCUUCUUGCCAGCGCCCCUCCUUGCACUCUUCUACAACCUCUCUGCCAGGUAUGAUCCUUAUCCUUGCAUAUCACUCAUUGACCGCAGACUUGUGGCGAAACCAGCGGAACGGACACGCAUGCACAGUAUUCAAGAUGCGCAUACCUUUGAUGAAAUGUGCGCUGAAUUCGGUUAUGAAGCACAAGAACAUGUUGUUCAAACACAAGACGGAUAUAUUCUCUGCCUCCACAGACUCUGCCAUACCCGAGCAGAACUCGCUGAACGCGAUCGAGAGCGUGGAUCGGGCGAACGUCCUAGACCACUCAAAAAACCAGUCGUGUAUCUACACCAUGGCCUCAUGAUGAAUUCAGAGGUUUGGGUGUGUAACUUGGAAGAAGAACGACAACUACCCUUUAUCCUUGUUGAGCGCGGUUACGAUGUCUGGUUCGGCAAUAAUAGAGGCAACAAAUACAGCAAGAAGCACAUCACCCUCAAAUCAAACGACAAGCGCUUCUGGGACUUUUCUAUGGAUGAUUUCGCACUACGCGAUAUCCCAGAUUCCAUUGCCUAUGUGCUACACUUUACAAAGCAGCAAAACUUGAGCUACAUUGGGUUCAGUCAAGGUACUGCUCAAGCGUUUGCUACACUCAGUAUUCACCCAUCACUCAAUGAAAUGGUCAAUGUCUUUAUUGCCCUUGCACCAGCCAUGUCGCCACGCGGCCUUCACAACAUUUUUGUGGAUGCACUCAUGAAAGCCUCGCCAACAGCACUCUUCCUCUUCUUUGGACGCAAGGCAAUCUUGCCGUCCACCGUCUUCUGGCAAAGCAUCAUGUACCCGCCCUUCUUUGUGCGAAUACUGGAUCUUUCUAUGAAGUUUCUGUUUGGCUGGCACUCGAGAAAUAUGACGUUUCAGCAAAAAGCAGCAUCUUACUACCACCUCUACUCCUUUGCUAGUGUCAAAUCACUCGUCCACUGGUUCCAAAUCAUUCGUUCUGGGCAAUUCCAGAUGUACGAUGAUGACUUGGCCGUUGCUCAAACAAAACGUCCCGUUCGCACAGAAAGUGAACGGCGCUCACGUUCCACCUCGCGUAGACCACUAGUGAGGGCUGGUAGUUUCUACCAAGCUGCUCGAUUCCCGACCCGCAAUAUCGCAGCACCUAUUGUGCUCAUGUAUGGUGGGAGUGAUAGUCUCGUUGAGAUUGAUGUCAUGCUCUCUGCACUACCCUCACACACCAUCACCUAUUGCAUCCCGCAUUUCGAGCAUCUUGACUUUUUAUGGGGUCAAGAAGUGGAUACAUUGGUGAUACCACAAGUCCUUGCCUAUUUGAAGCGCUUCGAGCCGCAACAACCUCAACUACAGCAACCCGUACCCAUUGUGCGACACGUCAAGAUUGGACAGUCGCGCGCUGUUGCAGAGGAUAGUCCAAGCUCAACAGACUCCUCCACCCCACACACCCAAACACCAUCCAUGCAUCCAGGUCCCGCUGAACGGGAAAUGACCCCACAACCACGUCGCAGUUCCCUGGCGUCUGUGCAACGCGAAGGACACACUCGAGCAGGGUCACCGACGCCACCGCUCUUUCAGAUGGCGCAUAGUAGACGUUUGGCAGCGACGGGUGGUCAUACGCAUCGACGUGGUAGUUCAGGCAGACCGCUCAACUCUGCAGGUUCUAGUAUCAUCAACCAAUUAUCUGGAUCGAGUGAAGUGGAUACGGAAGAUUUAAAAGCUUUGCCAACGACGCAGUUGAGUGGUAGCCUGGAUUGGGAUGCCAUGACUUGA
Protomyces lactucae-debilis is the source of this 1863-nucleotide messenger RNA. RefSeq names its product Alpha/Beta hydrolase protein. Gene Ontology annotation, biological process: lipid metabolic process. The record is from RefSeq and is a predicted model, not a curated record. Lineage: Eukaryota; Fungi; Ascomycota; Taphrinomycetes; Taphrinales; Protomycetaceae. The coding region runs from base 1 to 1863 and encodes 620 amino acids. The transcript has 2 exons.